This is a messenger RNA of Xyrauchen texanus (razorback sucker), 1973 nucleotides long. Its product is annotated as NACHT, LRR and PYD domains-containing protein 1 homolog. Bases 206 to 1807 code for a protein of 533 amino acids. The transcript has 16 exons. Lineage: Eukaryota; Metazoa; Chordata; Actinopteri; Cypriniformes; Catostomidae. The record is from RefSeq and is a predicted model, not a curated record. Gene Ontology annotation, biological process: regulation of apoptotic process.
AUGAGAUAGAAUUUGUUUCUAGUCAAACCGGAUCUGUUUAAAUAUGUUUGACAUGUUUGACUUGUGUCCUGCCCUCACGUGUCAGCACAAGAUAUCACAAGAUAACGUGAAUGAAACAUUGAAAACACAAGGACCUAUACAAUCACUGAACAAAUAAAUGAAUUUCUCCAUUUUAAAAUCCUGCUGAACCUUUUGAUGAACAGAUAUGGCAGAGGGAUACCGAGACACUACAAAACUGACACGUCUUUUGAGUGAAUAUGUAGAACAAGCAGUGAAGCUGUCUCGACUUUAUAACAUCGAAAGUGGCUUCACCCAAAGCAAGACAAAUGUGGCAAGAGCAGCAGAAUCCCUGAUAAAAGCCCACCGUAAGAAGGACAUUGAAAGUGAUAUAAUAUCAGGAAUAAAACUGAUUACAAUCACAAUCGAAGUGCUGGAAAAAGAUUCAGAUCCCGUCCAACCAUGCUGUUCUAGUGUGGAUGUACCGCCCAGACAAUUCACUUAUAUGGAGAGGAAACGUCUUGAGCCUAAAUGGAAACAGCACAACAAAAAUAUGAUUGCACUCUUAAAACACUCAGAAGUGAGAAAAUACCUUGGAAUUCCUAAACUAUUGCAAGAAAUAACCAGCGCCAUGGACUUCUCUUCACAAGUUUCCAAUGGUUGUAAGAUUUGUGCUGAUUCACAGGACUCUGUUUGCUGGACACUGAAAACACCUACAGAAGGAGAACGAAUGCAAUUUAAGGUGAGCUCCACUGCAGGGAAGUAUGAGUGUUCAGUGACUGGCCUCCGCUGGUGUUGUGACAGUGAUGUCAGUUUUGUGUAUCAGAUCAUUAACUGGGAAUACAUCAGUGACGUUCUUGAAUCGAAGAAAUACAAGCCAUGUGGCCCUUUGAUGGACAUCACCGUAACCACUGGCACACUUGAGGCAGUUCAUCUUCCUCACUUCCUCUGUGUAGCGGCAGAACCUUCCAUCACAUCCGCCGUAAGAGUCCUGCAUAAGAAGGAUUCAGGGGAGAUUAUACUGGAAGAUUGUAAUGUUUACCCCUUUCAUGCCAAGCUUCUCAUGCCCACCUUCUCAGGCAAUGGUGUUGUUGUGGAAGAAGAUGCAAAUCCACCAGUCCAUGCUGAGGUUUUCAUUUAUCACAUAACUGAAAAUACAGCACAUCUCACCCUCCACAUGUACCUGAUUCCACAGACUGAAGACUUAGUGCAGAAAGUGAAAAAUUCACCAUCUUCACGUGGUAAACAAAUCAUUAAACCUAAUCCAGAGAACAAGCCACGAUAUCUUUUGGGUGAAUCUGAGGGCAAUUUGCGAUUGAAUGAUUGGUACGAACUCAAAAUAGACUGCGUAUCUCAAACAGAUGUUACACCUCCGGCAAUGAGCUUUAGGGAAACCAACCUAAGCUUCUUUGAGAUAUUUUUAAAAGAUGCAAAUGAAGACUUUGUCAUUUUCUGCGUUGACUCUGUACAUAAAAAAGUGGUUUGGAAAGCAAACAUACGGAAAGCGGAAUAUGGCAGAGGUGAUGUAUCCAGCUGUUCCAGUUCAAGAUUGUAUAUUGGUGCUGAGUUUGUGGAGAAGCACAGAACUGACUUGAUCAACAGAGUUUCUCUGGUGGAGCCCAUUGCAGAUGACCUGAAAGCUCAGAUUGGUGAUCAGAAAUACGCAAUUGUCUUACAAUCAGGAACAUCCCAUAAGAAAAUGAGAAAUCUUCUGUCUUUCCUGACAACACCUACACUGAAAGAGAAACUUUACCACAGCCUUUUAAAACAUGAGUCCUACCUUGUAGAUGAUUUGGAAAAUUCUGGCUGACUGGAAUACAUAAUCUUCAUCUGUAAGAGCACCUGAGACUGGAUGGCAGAAAUCAAGUUCAGUGAACAUGUGAAGAUUCUUGUGCAUCUAAAGUUUGAAUAGAUCAGACCAGCUGGCAUCUAAGAACACUUCACCAUGAGCUUUUAAAAUCCAUCAUGGAUGUGAA